UUCACUAUAGUCUUAAGUCUAUAGCCGAACACACCAACUACCUCAAAGAGGGUUUAGUUUCAAUUGCGCACUGAAACUCGAAGGUGUCUCUAAUCCCUCGAAGAAAAUAUUUUGGAAAAAAUUAUUUCUUUUGUUUUCAUUGUCCCUUAUUUAUUUUUUUUUUAAUAUAAUAAUACCAUUUUUAAGGGGGAAAAUUUAUAAUUUUGAAAUUAAUUUUUUUUUUUAAUUAAACAGCUCCGAUGUCCGGAGCUUUGAAUUUUUGUGCGAAUUGUGACACCUUGUAUUGUGUGGACUCUUGUCGUAAUUCGCCGGUUUUAAUCUCGGGAGAGUUGUUUAAAAUUUUAUUUAAAUUGACACGGAAGUGAAGGAAAGUGUGAGGGGGAGAAUAAUUAGGGGAUGGGGCGACUUUGGCUAGUGUCCCUUUUAUUGGGAUUGCUGCACAUUGGAUUUGCUGCAAAAUGUCCGAGGCAGAGAACUUCGCCCGGCAAGGAAAUUCUCUGUUACACUGAAAGUUACAACAUACAACGAUUGGAAGAUGUUAUCUGCAGUUGUACAGUUUUAGUUCAUCAAGGUCACGAUAUUCAGAAUCUACCUGAUUCCGGAUUCAAGGAUCUGAGGAAUUCUUUGAAGGAGAAAAAAAAUGACCUUCGAUUUGUUAUUGCCGUGAGUGAUAUUCGUGGUUUCCUCAGAACUUCCGGUUUAAUGCGACAGGAAGCUGCAACACGUUUGGCAACAAUUUUGGCUGAGGUCGAUGGGGUUGAGUUGAACGUAACUGCCGGCUCAAAAGAACGACUCGUCCACUUCGUGAAAGGGUUGAAGGACGAGAUGAUCAGAAAAUCCAACGAGAAGGUCAUUUUUCUUGCGUUGCCCGCGAAACCAGAACUGUUGGCAAAGCAAUUCGAUCUUAAGGAGCUUUCCAAAUAUGUUGAUUUCUUCACGACAUCGACACAUUAUUUGGUGGAUGAAGAUGAGGCCUUUCGUACAUUUCAUCCCUCACGAUUGAUGGGCUUGUUCGAUAUGCUCAACACUGACAGUGUAAUCGAUUUAACAAUAGGUUUGGGAGUGCCAAAAUCAAAAAUCAUCAUGUCAGUGCCAGCGAGUGCCUAUAAAUUUGCUCUCAAGAAUGAAGGUGAAAAUACUCCCAGAUCACCGACAAAUGACGAAAAGCCAAUUAUUCUCAAUCGAAAGCAGCUGUGCGAUUUAAUGAGCGUUGAUGAAUGGACUUUAGAAAGGGAUGAUGAUCUCACAGCGCCCUAUGCUUUCAAUAAUAAAAAUUGGAUUUCCUUUGAGGAUCGUACGUCGAUUGGAAUUAAGGGAAAAUACGUAUCCCUUCGAGAUCUCGCAGGAUUGGGAAUUCACGAUAUUGAAAAUGAUAUGAAGAAUAAUUGCAGUAAACCAAUAACUCAGGAAAUUUUUCAAUCUUUCACUAAUUUAAAGAGAAAAACACGAGAAGCUGUUCUGUCUUCCCUUGAAAAUGAAUUGCACACAACGCAAUUAUCGUAUCCAAACCAUGUGAAACCAAGUGGAUAUAGAAUAACUCGAGUCGUUGAUACUAAAGGACACAUUCAUGCAACUCGUGAGCAUUCACAUACAGAAUUUACUUGCACGAGGCAGGGAUAUUUUGUGCACCCAAAAAGUUGUAAUAGAUUUUACCGCUGUGUGAAAUUCAAUCAGCAGAUAGACGAUUACUCGGUAUUUGAGUUUGAUUGUCCUGCAGGAUUGGCAUUUGAUGAAAUAACAGAAGUUUGCGUGUGGCCAGGAUCACUCUCAAAAGGCUCACCAUGUCCAGGAAGUAGUGAAAUAGCACCAGUACCAAAAACAAGAUUCGAGUGUCCCGAUCAUCCCGGCUAUUAUGCCGAUCCAGAAAAUUGUCGAUGGUUCUUCGCCUGCUUCGAUUUAGGUGGACCACACAUGAUACCAUACGAAUUCCGUUGUCCUUUCGGACUUGUCUUCGAUGAAGAUAAACUGAUCUGCGAGUGGCCUUGGCUAGUGCCAAAAUGCGGAGGUGGUGGCUACACCUAUACUCAUUUCGGUGGCUACGGAGGACAUGAUGAUUAUGGAGGUCAUGAAGAUCAUGGUGGAAAUGGAGAUUACGGAGGUCAUGAAGAUCAUGGUGGACAUGGAGAUUAUGGAGGCCAUGGUGGCAGUUGGGAUUACGGAGGUCAUGGAGGUAGUUGGGAUAACGGAGGUCAUGGAAAUGGAGGUGAUGGAGGCGGUUGGGAUAACGGAGGUCAUGGAAAUGGAGGUGAUGGAGGCAGUUGGGAUAAUGGAGGUCAUGGAGGCAGUGGGGGUAAUGGAGGUCAUGGAGGCAGUGGGGGCAAUGGAGAUAAUGGAGGCAGUGGGGGUAAUGGAGGUCAUGGAGGCAGUGGGGGCAAUGGAGAUAAUGGAGGAGGUUAUGGAAGAGAAGGUGAUUAUGGAGGCCUUGGAAGCUAUGGAGAUGACGAUGGUUAUGGUGGACAUCACGUGAGUCCUGUUUCUCCUGGUGGCGGCUACGGAAUGAUCGAUCAUGGGCAUGGAGGAUCUGGAGGCAAUGGAGUUAAGGGAGGUCAUGAUGGUGACGGAAACCAUGGAGGUCACGGUGGAUACGGAGGUUACGAUGGUCGCGGUGGAUCUGGAGGGCACAUGGGACAUGAUGGAAACGGUGGACAUAAUGGAAAUGGAGGACAUAAAGGACAUGAUGGUAAUGGAGGACAUAAAGGACAUGAUGGAAAUGGAGGGCACAAUGGUAACGGAGGACAUAAGGGACAUGACGGUAAUGGCGGUCAUGGCGGACAUAAUGGUAACGGAGGAAGUAAAGGUGGUCACAAAGGUGGAAAUGGAGGGCAUGGCGGUCAUAAUGGUAACGGAGGAAACAAAGGUGGUCACAAUGGUGGAAAUGGAGGGCAUGGCGGUCAUAAUGGUAACGGAGGAAGUAAAGGUGGUCACAAAGGUGGAAAUGGAGGACAUGAUGAUCAAGAAAAAGACGACGAUUCCGAAGAAAAUUACGGUGGACACGAUACAAGUCCAGUUUUUCCUGGCAAAGGACACGGAGGUAAAGAUGAUGAUGACGACAAGCACGGAAAGGAUGAUGAUUAUGAUAAACACGGAAAGGAUGAUGAUGAUAAACACGGAAAAGAUGACGACGAUAAACACAGUGAUGAGGACAAGGGACAUGAUUACGAUCAUCAUACGACUACUGAACAUAAUUAUCACACAACCACUGAACAUGAUUAUCAUACAACUACUGAACAUAAUUAUCACACAACCACUGAACAUGAUUAUCACACAACUACUGAAUAUGAUCACCAUACCACUGAGCAUGAUCAUCAUACCACUGAACAUGAUCAUCAUACUACUGAGCAUGAUCACCAUACUACUGAACAUGAUCAUCAUACUACUGAACAUGAUCACCAUACUACUAAAGAUGAUCAUCAUACAACUACUGAUUAUCACCAUCACACAACUUCCGAUUACGACCACUACACAACCGUUGGUUACGACAAUAAUGAGAAAGAUGAUCAUGACGUCACCGUUGGUUUGGAAUUUGGUUCCGAUGAGCACACAACAAAAGCAGCAGAACACGAUGAAAGUGGCGAGAGUCUUGGAGAUUACAGUCAUGUUGGUAAUUACGAUUAUAUUGAGAGUUCAAAGAAGAAUGAUUCAUCAGAGUUUAGAAAAAGUCCUUCGUCUGGAAAAAUUAAUUCUGGAUCUGGUAGAAAGCAAGUUGCAGCGGGAUCGCAUCGAAUCUCCCUGUCUCCCGAGGGAGGAAACAAAGGAAGACAUGGUUCACAAUCUGUUUACAAAAGUCCACAAUACACGGGUCAUGCUAAUGGAAAAGUGGAAAAUACCGCGUCAGACGAUUCCAUUAGAGGAUACUCGACUAAUGCGGGUUAUUCAGGAGCUACAAGACGUCCUGCUUCGGUAAAUUCUGGAUUCACUGCUGACGGAUCCUCAAAAUUCAGUUCUGGAGUUUCAACGGUACGACCUGAAGGUUCCUCAGGAUAUUCAGCUAAUGUUGGUUACACGGGAAAAAUAAAAGGAGUCACUCCUGCGUAUGGUUCAAGUACUUCGGCAGGUGCUGCUUAUUCCACAGCAUCUGGUGGAAGAACUAUAAGUGAACAGACUGGAACCGGAUAUACAAGUUCUAGAGGUGAAGGAUACACUGGAUCAAGAAUUGAAGGCUACACUGGAUCAAGAGGUGAAGUAUACUCAACUCGUCCAUCAUUUUCCGAAGUUCAACAAGGUUUCGCAACAUCUGGAAAAGCAGAUCAAGAUAGUAACAAAUACUCCACUUCAUCUGGUUUUCAGACUGAUUAUACAAAAACAAGGCAACAGACUGGUAAUGAUCGAUACCAACCAAACAACUAUGGCUCUUCUGAUGCAUCAGGAACAAUUGGUUCUAAACAACCAACUGUCGAUUACUCAACAGGAGAGUACGGAUCCAGGAUUCCUGCCGAUUCUGUCGGAAUUGGAAGUACCGCAUUCACUGGACCUACUCCGACAACUAUCUACAACCAAGCGGGUUAUAAAACAAUAUCCAACAGUUAUCCAAACGUUCAUAUCACUUCCACAAAUGGAGUAACUUCUAGUCAAUUCGAGGGAUCAGAUAACGGAAAAAUUGCAGGUAGCUUCGUAAGUCCUCCAGUUUCUUCCUCUGGUUCUUAUUACGCCCGAGGAAAUACCAAUCAACCUCCAGUUUCUUCCUCUGAUCCUUACGACGCCCGAGGAAAUACCAAUCAACCUCCAGUUUCUUCCUCUGGUUCUUACUACACCCGAGGAAAUGCCAAUCAACCAGAAUAUGUUAAUACAGGAACGGAUUAUACGAAUCCAAACAGAUAUUCCAAUAAUGUUUUUCUAGCGAAUCAGGCACAAAAUAGUGCCAUUCUAGGAGUAAAAACAACACCCGAUUACUAUCCAGCAGGUCAACCUUCUCCAGGAGGGAUCGCACUGGCAGAAAAGAAUCCGGUACCAAACAGUCCAAUUGUAGGAGUAAUAUCAACACCUGCUUACUAUUCAACAGGUCAAACCUCUUCAGGAAGAAUCAUAUUCGCAGAAAAUAAUCAACCGGAAAUUAAUCAAGGAAAUUCUGUAACAGCCGGUCCACCAAUAACCACAUAUCGUGGUCCAAAUCUCUUCACAGCCGAUCAUCGCAUAGCCAAUCCACUAAUUACCACCUAUCGUGGAGGCACCAAUUCCAAAACGAUUCCAGUUGGUUCCCAGACAACGCCCGUUUACAACAGAGAAAACUCCGGCUACAAAAUAAAUGAAUAUCACGAUAAUGGCGGACGUGGUACCAUUCGAUACAAUAACGGUUUCGUCGUCACUAAAAUACCCGAGAGCGAUUUUCGAAAUUUCUCACCAUCCCUAGAGACUAUUCCCGACAUCGAAGACACCAGUCUUUCAACUUCUCCGCAACAAUUCGCCGGUCCGGGUGUCUUCACUCCGGAAGGCUUUACAAAAACCGGACCAACAAGAACUGGAUUCACGACCGCUCAAUUGGGAGGCAGUGGAAGUUACGUAAUUGGCACCUCGCCCAGACCGAGACCAAAUCUGGAUAAUAUUGGAGAAAAUGCCUUCGCCGGCAAUGUUGGUUAUAGCAAUCGGGUAAUUUCACAAUCCAAUGGUAUUUCCACUCCCAGUUUGAAUAUUCAAUCCGGAUCUUAUUCUACUCAACCGUCGCUCUCAACGAGUUCGUAUCAGGAAGCUACCACAUUGGCACCUUUGAUAAGUGCCGAGGUACUUGCCACAAAUCAACCGUUCGUGUCGUCUGCUGGUACCGAAAGACCUUACGAACCAGUGAAAUCUUCUGUGGGAAUAAAAAGUUCUGUUACUGAAAGACCUUUUGAGGAAAUUGGAUCUAAUAGUUUUACUGGGAGACCCACGGGCGCUUACAGUGAUGUAGAGUUGAGUGGAGGACAAUAUCAACCAGGUGUUACCGACGUUCCUGCCGGUACUUUCGAACCAAUUAGAUCUGAUGGAUCUUCAGGUAUUUUCGUACCGAUUAAAAGCUCUGCUACUCAAAGACCUUCAGGUACUUUCCUACCAGUAAAAUCGGCUGCUGUGAGUGAUAGACCUUCAGGUACUUUUGUGCCAAUUAAAUCUGCUAUAACUGAUAGACCUUCAGGUACUUUUGCACCAAUUAAAUCUUCUGUUAUAGCUGACAGACCUUCAGGUACUUUCCUACCAGUAAAAUCGGCGGCUGUGAGUGAUAGACCGUCAGGUACUUUUGUGCCAAUUAAAUCUGCUAUAACUGACAGACCUUCAGGUACUUUUGUACCCAUUAAAAACUCUCCUAUCACUGACAGACCUGUGGGCACUUUUGCACCAAUUAAAAACUCAGCAAUUACUAGCAGACCUAUCGGCACUUUCGUACUAGUAAAAUCCUCUGCUGCCACUGAUAGACCUUACGAUGUCAAAUCAACGGGAGCUGGACAGUACCAAACAGGGGGUCAGCAACCAUCUGGUAACAGUAACUACCAAGCUGGAGAACAAUCCGUCGACGUAAAUGAACAAAGAGGAUUUGGCAACAAUUAUAAUCAACCAGUCUAUCAAUCCUCUGCUACCAGCGAUUACAGAAAACCAGGUUACGAACCCUCCGCUAUCGUUAAUGACAAAACUUAUCAACCUUCCGCUACCAGCGAUUAUCGAAACCCAGGUUAUCAAUCUACUGUCAGCAAUUAUAGAGAACAAUCCGCUACGAACAAUUACAACAGACCCAACUAUCAAUCAGACAAAAACUAUCAGCCAACAUCCGAAAACUAUCAGGGAUCGUACACGAAUUCUGAUCGAACCAGCACAGAUUAUCAGUCUACGGUUUAUCAAUCAACGGAUUAUAAGCAAUCGAAUUUGCAAAGUGGUUACCAGUCGCCAAUAGUUCCAGUGGGAUACACAACUGGAACUAAGGAACAAUUCCAAACAACUAUUUAUCAAGCGGCGAAAAUUCCCGGUGGCACUUCAGUUCAACCGAUUGUUGACAAUGGUUACAAGACAGUUGUUUCAUCGACGAAAAUUCCUGUUAUUGUCACACCAGCGAAAUACGAUAGUCAAAAUUCUAUUUCUACGGUGAAACCGUCGCGUAUUGAAACUCCUGUUUAUCAGCGAACGCAAGUAACGAAUGAUUAUUCACAGGCGACAACUACUGCUAAUGAUAGGGGAAUUUUCGGACACAAAGAGACCAGUCAACCGAAUAUGGCUGUUAGUCUUUCGGCCCAGGCAGAAAAGGGACAGAUUUAUCGUGGUUCGAGUACAACUGGAUAUACAGUUUCGAAAAAUGAUGAACGAAAUUACGUUACGUCGAGUAAUUAUGAUCGAGAAUCAGCUACAGAUGCAGAAGUCGUGUACAUUCCAUCGACAACAAUUUCUCCAGAGAGUGGCGUGACCUAUAGAAGACCAUUUACAACCCAAUUUCCACUAAAUAGUCCAACAGAUGCGGAAGAAUACACGACAGAAUAUAGCUUUACAACGCCUUCGUAUUCGUCUGAGAAAUAUUCGACGGUUGGUAAAACACUCGCAGGCUCCGAUGCCAUCACCACAGCCAUCGAUGGAACGAAAUUCGAUUACGAUCAUCAAAAUCGUGGCUCCAUCAAGUACACACCAAACAGCGCAUAUGUUGAUGAAAUGAAAACCAAAUACCUUGGCACUGCGAAACCUAUUGAUAACAAACAAUCUCAAUACACAACAGCCAUAACACCAUCAAUUACCACCUAUCAUGGAAAUUAUCGAAAAAUAUCUCCCACAACAUCCAAGUACGAAGACGAUAAAUCUCUAUCGGCGGAAGAAACGAAUGGCAGGGGUCGAAAGAUAAUAGUGAAACUGACCGAUUUACAUCCGAUUUUAAUUGGAAAAUUGGGCGCAGAAUGUACAUGUAAAUCGGAUCCAUUUGAUAUAUUCCGUGGUCCAAGGCGAAAGCACGUGUCAAUACCAUCGUCACGCGGAGUUGUUGACUUAGCGAAUUAUGAUGAAUCCGACGUUUAUGUUGAUCUCGAGGCUGAUAAGGCGAUUGAGAGAAUAAAAGCUGAAGCAUCUAUGGGACAAAUUAAGGCUGAGAAGCUAAUUAGUCAAGAGUCGGAUGAGAGAUUAGAGAAACUCGAAGAAAGCACUACACCUUGUCCUACGGACGAGAAGGAUCCUCCAAAGUACAAUGGCCCGAUUAUCCGCGUUUAUGAUCAUCAUCAAGGUCAACCGGCUCGUCUUACAGAAUCAGAGGCAGAAGAAUCAUCAUCUCCUGUCUCAUCAGCACAGACAUCGGGACGUCCAAUAAGUGAAAAUCGAGGAUCAUCAAGAUAUAUAAUUCACACGGAUAAUAAUGUUGCAAGUGCAUCAAUUGCUACUGGCAGUAGAAUAGCAAAUGGUAGAUCUGGCAAAUCCCUCUUUGGCAAACCAUCAGCAUCAAAUGAUAGAGGAAAGAAGAAAUUUGAAAUUAGCAAACACGACGCCGCCUCAUUAAUUGAUAAUGAUGAUGGCGAAUGUGCGAGACCAGGACUUUUCCGUCAUCCAAAGCUUUGCAAUAAAUUCUAUGUGUGUCAUUGGGACGAAUGGAAACAGAAAUUCUCUCGACACGUUUUCAAUUGUCCAAUUCACUUAACCUUUGACUCAACGGCUGGAGCUUGUAACUGGCCAAGUAAAGGUCCAGCCUGUCAGGAUGACAAUCUUCUCGUUUAAAAUGCUCAAACUCAACAAAAAAACCUAGAAUAAAAUUUACAUUAUUAAAUUAAUUUUAAUUUUCAUAAUUAGAACUUGAAAUUUCAAAAUUAAUUUACAUUAUAGUUUUAAUUAAUUAUUCUCUACCGAGUGAAUCAAUUAAUU
This is a messenger RNA of Leptopilina heterotoma, 8784 nucleotides long. Its product is annotated as serine-rich adhesin for platelets-like. The transcript has 13 exons. Lineage: Eukaryota; Metazoa; Arthropoda; Insecta; Hymenoptera; Figitidae. Gene Ontology annotation, biological process: carbohydrate metabolic process. The coding region runs from base 397 to 8640 and encodes 2747 amino acids. The record is from RefSeq and is a predicted model, not a curated record. Gene Ontology annotation, cellular component: extracellular region. Gene Ontology annotation, molecular function: chitin binding.